CCCCCCCCCUCAAGGUUUCUGUAGUAAUGGCAGGAUGGCAGGCGGGAGCGGGCUUACUUGUCCCAGCCUGGGAAGCAGCUUUGAGGAUGAAACAUUGAAACUGAGGCAACUGAAACUAGAAAAUCAGAGAGCUCUUCUAGAGAAGAAGCAGAGGAAAAAGCGUCUUGAACCCUUGAUGGUGCAGCCUAAUCCAGAAGCAAAAUUAUGCAAGUUUAAAUCCAAAGUGGGGGAAGAACAGGCACCUUUAGUUGAGCCUUCUGCCCAUGCCUGUACCAAUGUGGUUCUCCAUGGCAUUGAUGGGCCUGCUAUCUUUCUGAAACCGGCAGUACAGGAAUUGGGAGACAAACACCAGAUCAUUUCAGUUGGAUCCUACUCAACUGAGGAAGACAACAUGCCAGAAAAGACUGAGGAAACUCAAACAAAUGCAGCCUCCAAGGUGGCUUUACAAGAUAUCUUGCAAAAACGAGUGAGAAGUGUUCAAUUUAUGGAAUGGAAAGGUAUCUCUGGAAGUAUGAAUUUUGAUGAGGAGGAUACUGAUGAGGAAGAAGAAAUAGAGAAGAAGUCAGGAUCUCGUUCACCCUGUUUAGAAUCUCAGAGGCCUCCUUCUGCCAACAGCCAAAUCUCUGCUACAGAAAUAGGUGCUUCUUGUGUGGAACUGCCUCAGACAGAUGCACAACUGGGGGAAAUAGACAACCUGGAGGAGUUUGCACUAUGCCCUGCUCCUCGUGGCAUAACAGUGAAAUGUAGGAUCACCAGAGAUAAGAAAGGGAUGGACCGAGGCCUCUUUCCUACCUAUUAUAUGCACUUGGAACGGGAUGAUAAUAGAAAGGUAUUUCUUCUUGCGGGAAGGAAAAGGAAAAAGAGCAAAACGUCAAAUUACCUCAUCUCAAUUGAUGCAACAGAUUUAUCUAGAGAAGGGGAGAGUUUUAUCGGGAAACUCAGGUCAAAUCUUAUGGGUACUAAAUUUACUGUCUAUGAUCAUGGAGUUAGUCCAACCAAAGCACAGGGACUGGUGGAAAAAGCUCAUACUCGGCAUGAGAUGGCUGCAAUUUGCUAUGAAACCAAUGUGUUAGGAUUCAAAGGGCCCAGGAAAAUGUCAGUCAUUAUCCCAGGAAUGAACCUGAAUCACCAGCGAAUUCCAAUCAGACCACGAAAUGAGCAUGAGAGCUUGCUGUCGAAAUGGCAAAACAAAGACAUGGAAAACCUAAUUGAGUUGCACAACAAAGCUCCAGUAUGGAAUGAUGAUACUCAGUCGUAUGUCUUGAACUUCCAUGGAAGAGUCACCCAGGCUUCGGUGAAGAAUUUCCAGAUUGUGCAUGACAAUGACCCUGACUACAUUGUGAUGCAGUUUGGCCGUGUAGCAGAGGAUGUGUUCACCUUGGACUUCAAUUACCCACUCUGUGCUCUUCAGGCCUUUGCAAUUGGACUCUCCAGUUUUGAUAGCAAACUAGCAUGUGAAUGACACACAUGGCACAUCAAUGCUGCCUUAUCUUUUUCUCCCUAUGCUGAUACUUGAGUAAAGAAAAUGUACAGGAUAUAAUCAGGAAAGUUUCCCAAUUUUUUGAGGAUAUUGAGGGGAAUUUGAUUGUUUAUGUUUGUUUUUUACCUGAUGAAUCAAAAACUAUCUAUACCUAACUGUUUCUAAUACCACCUUGGACUGAAGGUGGCUGAUGACAGUUCUUUAACAGCAUAAAUUGGUUCUUACAAUCACAUACUUUAUCCAGUUUUGGUGACAUUUUGAGGGCAAACUAAUACUAAUUUCAAGGGCUUUUUGGAAGCAUGCAUUGAAAAAAUUACGAAAUAUCAGCUGUUCAAAUUUAUUUCAGGGAACCUGACAAAAUAUGGGCAAAAUAUGUUUAUGAAAUGAACUAUGUUAAGAACAAUCUCCAGAAUAAUAGUAUGAAAUACUGCGUGCAUAAGUGAAACUGUAUAAGUGACUUUUUGCAGUUCUCUGUCUUGCAUCCAGGCGUGCAGUCAAGUGCUUGCCCCAGGUAUGUCUGAGCAUGUGACAGCCAGCUGGAAUAACUGCAGCCAGUAGUUACACUACACUGCACAAACCCAGUAGGGCCAGUAUGACAUAGAUUGCUAUAUGACCAGGCUUUUGGGAUGUUGGAAAAAAAUAAUAAUAUAAAAAUCCAGCUCUUCUGACAAUCUACCAGGAGGAGGAUGUUGUGAGAUGUUUCAGUCUCAUGGGGCCUUCCCUGUUGGUGGGCCUUGAGUUACCGAUUGUGUCUUUUUAGGCUAGCAGGCAGUGUAAGAAAGUCAUGCUGCCUGCUGAGUAAGUACUGGGAAAACAGAGAUGAGUGGUUGCAAGAUUUGGGAUGUCCAGGUUGGAGUGGUCUGCCAUAGUGUUGGUGCAUUCUUAUUUCCUUUGUUCUCUACCCUUUACUUUCUAGCCAUUUUAUCCAGCUUAACUCUCCAACCACAUUCUCCAAGCCGCUGCAGAGUAUGUCUUGUUGCUGCUGCUGUUUAGUUGUUAAGUCGUGUCCGACUCUUCAUGACCCCAUGGACCAGA
Molecule: messenger RNA, 2515 nt
Organism: Pogona vitticeps (central bearded dragon)
Lineage: Eukaryota; Metazoa; Chordata; Lepidosauria; Squamata; Agamidae
Source: RefSeq, a predicted model, not a curated record